UUGUCCUGUGUUAUUGUCGAGUGACAAGAUUAGUAACUGGUCCGUCUCUAGUCGUGUGUGACUGAGUAUAAAUCGGAUUAAACAGAUCUAGAGAGAUUGUUUAAAAGGUUUCUAAUUAAUCAAGGAAGUGUUCUUGGAAGUUCUGUGUGUUCCUUAUUUGUUUACUGUCCCUGAACUUUCACAAGCAACAAAAUUUAGAAAUCCAAACCCAGAAGACGAAUCUGCUGAAGCUAGUAGUGAAUCUAAGAGGCAACGAGAGAGCUCCGGUGUGAUCUUGUGUCUGAACCUGAAAACAAAACAAUGAGCGAGAGAGGAGUAGCAUGUCGUCGCAGAACUGGAGAAGACAGGAUAAGCUUCUUUCCCGACCACUUGCUGUGUCAGAUACUCUCUGAUGUUCCUACAAAGACGGCUGUAAUGACUAGUGUUUUGUCCACCAGAUGGAGAAAUAUCUGGCUUUGUAUACCUCUCUUGGAUUUGCACACUGAUGAUUUCCCUAACUUCACUGCCUUUGCAAGCUUCAUCUCUACGUUUCUAGAUUUCUCUAAAGGCUCAUCAUGCUUACACAAGCUCAAACUUGAUUUGAACUUUGGGAGACAACGACCUAUUCAAGAUAUCUCUAGUGAGUCAUCAUCAUGGGACCUUGCUUUUGCGAGAGGUUAUCUUGAUCCCUAUUACUUGAUAACAAUGUGGAUCGACAUUGCAGCUACACGUAAAGUUCAAUAUCUAGAUAUCUUCUUACAUCCUUGGAAUUUAAAGAUAAUUCCACUAAGCAUCUACACCUGCGAGACUCUUGUAUCCUUGAAACUCCAUAACGUGUCAUUGGCUGAUUCCGAGUAUGUCUCUCUACCUUGUCUCAAGACCUUGCAUUUAGUAGACAACACAUACGCUAGUGAUGCUCUUCUUGAGAAGCUUAUCUCAUCUUGCCCGGUUCUUGAAGAUUUAACAUUUGUUAGAAAAGGAAAUACAGAGUACGACUUUGAUAUUUUACGAGUGCGUUCUCAGUCAUUAAAGAGUCUCGUAGUUCUUCUUAAUGGUAAGGAGUGGUGGUACAAAGCUUGUAGGGUUGCUGUGAUUGAUGCUCCUGGACUCAGCUAUUUGAGUCUUCAAGAUAACCAGUUAGCAUGUUAUGUAAUAAGCAAUUUGAGUUCACCUGACAAGGUAAACAUUGAUGUCAGUUUUGAAGUGGACAGUGAUCUAGCUACUCUAAUUGGCUCCUCAAAGAAAAGUGUAGUGAGAAGUUUCUUCACCAUGCUCUCGAACGUAAGGGACAUGACCAUAAGUCAAACAACUUUAGAGGGCAUAUGGCUCUACUUGAAACAUGAACUGCCUCUGUUUCCUUACUUGAUCAGAUUACAGGCGGUCUUGUAUAACUCUGAUUUGGGAAAUUUUCCAAACCUUCUUGAGAGCUGUCCAAAUCUCAAAUCCAUUGUCUUGGAGUUGAAUAAUUUUAGGAAGGAGGGACUACUUAUUUUCUCAUCAUCAGUUCCGGAAUGUUUAAGAUCAUCCCUGGAGUAUGUUGAGAUAAGAACACCGAUAGGAGGAGUAGUAAGUGAAAUCGAACUUGUGAAGUACUUCCUCGAGAACUCUGCGGUGCUCAAGAAGCUUAAGAUGUGUUUGCGUCGUGGGAGAAUGAACGAAGAGUCAAAUAUCUUGAUGGAACUCUUGAGAUUGAGGAGAUGCUCUCCUUCUUGUGAAGUUGUUGUUGACCUUGAAGAGUUAGGAGAAGAGGCUUGUCAAAGUAUGAAAAGAUACUACAACUUUUUUUAAUACACGCAGUUUCAAUUUUAAGAA
This is a messenger RNA of Raphanus sativus (radish), 1791 nucleotides long. RefSeq names its product putative F-box/FBD/LRR-repeat protein At5g22670. Bases 301 to 1767 code for a protein of 488 amino acids. The record is from RefSeq and is a predicted model, not a curated record. Gene Ontology annotation, molecular function: protein binding. The transcript is spliced from 4 exons. Lineage: Eukaryota; Viridiplantae; Streptophyta; Magnoliopsida; Brassicales; Brassicaceae.